This is a messenger RNA of Hippocampus comes (tiger tail seahorse), 7625 nucleotides long. RefSeq names its product zinc finger protein 292a (gene znf292a). Gene Ontology annotation, cellular component: nucleus. Gene Ontology annotation, molecular function: DNA binding; DNA-binding transcription factor activity, RNA polymerase II-specific. Gene Ontology annotation, biological process: regulation of transcription by RNA polymerase II. The record is from RefSeq and is a predicted model, not a curated record. The transcript has 8 exons. Lineage: Eukaryota; Metazoa; Chordata; Actinopteri; Syngnathiformes; Syngnathidae. The coding region runs from base 93 to 7199 and encodes 2368 amino acids.
ACUCCUCCCUCCCCCACCCUACGUGCACGUGCGUGUGCCUUUCUGGCAGCGUAACAUCUGUGCGUGCGUACGCGGUCGUGAUUGUUGUGAAGAUGGCGGAGGGGGAGACGGAGAGGGAAUAUGACACACCGAAAGCGAACGACGAUCUCCGCGGCCGCUUCCACGGCUUGACCGCGGCACUGAGGGAGAGCACGAAGUCGCCGCUGGAAGCCUCGCUGAUUUUCUGCCAGGAGUUUUGCCAGGCCCUGGUGGAUUAUGCCGGCCGUUGGAAAACUGACGAGGAUCCACUGCCUUUGCUGGAGGUCUACACGGUGGCUAUCCUCAGCUUCGCCAAUGCCGCCUCCUGUCUCUCCUCCGAAUGUGAAAAUGUGCCACUCCUACUUGAAAAGUUAACAUUGAGCUGUGCGGAGCUGGUUCUCUUAUUGCCCCAGCACAUCCCUGGUGCCUUAUGGGAGGAGUUUAGGUCCUCCAUGAAGUUGGCACACAGCCUUUUGCAAGAAAGUGGGAGUGCACAGCUUCGUCCACUUUUUGCUCUGGCACAGCAAGAUGGCAUCUGGUCCAACACCACACUCAGCAGCAUCUUGUCCAACACCAUCCCUCAAACUGAGCAAGUUCACGAGUAUCUUGAGUUGGAAGGCCCCACUCUUCUCAGCAUGCGCAUAAAGCACCUUAUCAAAGUGGACAGUGUUGAUAAAGCCGCCGCCCUUGCAAAGAUGUGCUCAGAGUACCCAGGAUAUGAAGGAAAAUGGAACUUCAAACAAACCUACUUGCUCUGUAUUUGCAUGACCAAAAGUCAGGAGCAGCUCAUGGAAGAGAUAUCAUCAAUAGACUGCAAAGAUGCUCUGGAAAUGAUCUGUAACUUGGAGUCUGAGGGAGAUGAGAAAGGAGCACAGUGCUUAUGUUCCGCCUUUCUAAAGCGACAACUUCUUCAAGGAGACGUUUAUUGUGCCUGGGAAUUGACGCUAUUCUGGAGUAAGCUACUCAUGCGUUUGGAGUCUUCCGCCGACUCCUUCCUCAGCCACAGCAAAGAGAUGGCUCUCCUCUGCAGAAGUGUCUGUCACAUUCUAUUCCUUAUCAAAGUCAUCCAGAAUGAGGUUGGAGAAGUGGGGCUUCCAGUUUGUGUGGAAAUGUGCAUUCAAGCUCUGAAAAUGACCUCAAGUGACCACACGGAUAGCAAAUCUACGAUCUGCAAGACUAUUUCCUGCAUCUUGCCGACUGAUCUUGAAGUGAAGCGUGCAUGCCAGCUGACUGAAUUCCUCCUCCAACCAACUGUUGACUCCUACUAUGCCGUUGAGUCACUGUACAACGAACCGGAUCAAAAGCCCGAGGAGGACGGGAGUCUGCCGGUGCCCAAUUCCUUACGCUGUGAGUUACUGCUGGCCUUGAAGACACAGUGGCCUUUUGAUCCAGAGUUCUGGGACUGGAAAACAUUGAAAUGCAAUUGCUUGGCACUGAUGGGCGAGGAAGCAGCUAUCGUGUCAUCCAUUGACACGCUCAACGACACGGACGAACAAGAGGUGGAAAGUACACAGGGAAAACUGCCGGAGUACAAAGACCUGGAGGACUUUCUGUUAACCACUACAAAUGAACUCAAUGAAAUCGCAGACGAAAAAGAAAAAAACAGAGAAGCAAAGAAACUUCGGGAGCAAGGAUUUGUAUCAGCUCGCUUUCGAAACUGGCGAGCCUACAUGCAGUAUUGUGUUCUGUGUGACAAGGAGUUCUUGGGUCACAGAAUAGUUCGGCACGCUCAGAAGCAUUUUAAAGAUGGAGUGUAUCUAUGUCCUAUUUGUGCAGACAGCUUUGAAAGUAAAGAGGUUUUAGAGCCACAUGUGGCAUCACAUGUCAAGCAGUCCUGUAAAGAGCGGCUUGCAGCAAUGAAAACAGUAAGAAAGGGGAUAAAACUACCCCAGUCUCCUAAAAGUCCAUCAAAAAGUAUGAAAUGUGUUCCUACAACGUUGAAUAGUCCUGUGAGUAAUGACUCCCAAACUGGUAUCCAACCAGUGAAGGUUGAGCAAAUGACACCUGUCACACAAAUAAGUCAAGAUUGCUUCUGUCCUGUUAAAAAUUGCUCCAAAGCGUUCAAGUUUUUCCGCAACCUCAUGGCUCAUGUCAGGUCACACAAAGACGACGAAGAGGCCAUGAGGUUUUUGGAGAUACAGAAACAAAAAGUGGUGUGCCAGUAUUGCAGGCGGCAGUUUGUUAAUGUUCAACAUCUCAAUGAUCAUUUGCAGAUGCAUUGUGGCAGCAAACCAUACAUAUGCAUACAACUGGGUUGCAAGGCCAACUUUAAUUCCAAUUCGGAACUUCUCAUGCAUCGGAAAACACACUCAGAGUUUAAGGCCCAGUGUAUGUUUCCAAACUGCGGGCAGAUUUUCAGCGAGGCCUACCUUUUGUACGAUCACGAAGCUCAGCAUUACCUUACUUACACCUGCUCGACAGAUGACUGCGGUAAAACAUUCUACUCGCAGGGGCAGUUCUUAUCUCACCAACAGAUCCACAAUACCAACAAUGCAGUCAACAAUGUUGUCGUCAUUGAUGAGAGCGCUCCAGUCUUUCCUAAAGUUGACCCGCCACAGGAGAAUAUGCCAUGUCAAGCAGACAUGCAACCUGCUGCCAUUUGCCUCGACACGAGUAAUUCAGAUGCUUUUGUGAAUGAAGCAUCAAAGGCAAACACAUCACCAUGCAGUUCCCCAGAGGUUGCGAAAGAGCUCAUUCCCGUUAGAGUGAAACAUUCGAUCGAAAACAUGUUGAAUUCUGUGGCACAUAUUGAACUGAAAGACCCAGACAAAUGCUACACUCCACUAACAAACCCGAACACAGCGCCCGCUGCCUUGAAAGCGGCACUGGAGGCUCAGCAUGCACACCAGGCAAUGGCAGAGCAAGUGAAGACUCUCCCGCACCCUGUCCCCAGUGCAACCAAUGUCAUGACAAGUCAACCCGCAGCAGGGCAAAAUAACACACAAGCUGAUGAUUUUCAGAAAGCGAUACCACAAAUGAUUUCUUCGAACCAAAUCAAGACAGAAAUCCCUUCUUCACUGCAGGGAUAUCCCCCAGGAAUGCCUGCUGUAUCCAGUAACGAGGAAAACUUGCAUAGCUGCCCGCAAAACGAGUGCACAAGGGCUUACAGUACAAACAAAAGUUUGUCGAGACACGUGAAGAAGCAACAUCCUGAAAUCUUUGAGGACUGGAAGUUGGCCAAGAAAUACAACAAAGUGGCCAGAAUUACAGCAAAAAAGGCACCAGCUGGAGUAGCUGUGCGCAGACAGUUUCCCAACGGUAACAACAACCCGCCAAAUCAGCCACCAAAUCAGUCCGGACCCCUAUGCAACAAACCCGGGAUGGAGCAAAUCGAUUACCCAGCGGGAUGUUCCACCUCACCUGCUCAGUCUUAUCCCAGCUCAAUGGACCCUGUGCCCAUCACUCCGAUGGUGAACCCCACACUGUACCCAUCCUGGGGGAGCGCCAACAAUACUGGGGAAAUCAGUCAGCCCGAUGGGUCCCAGUCGUGGUCUUCACCUCAACUGAACAGCUGCUACCCAGAUGCCUUCAAUGUGAACGAGUGCCCCUCCCGCAGCUAUCUUCAGUGGCAGCCCGAGCCGUAUCCAACCACAGCUUCCCUCCCAGCUGAAAGAGAGCACUCGAUGACGGCUUUACAUGGAGCCGCUGGGUCUCAUGUUGCAUCGGAUUCAAGUUUGAUGUCCCAGUAUUUAUCCAGUUCAUUGAUGCUUGACAACGGAGGGCAAAUGCACAAUGGCGUGAAUCAGUUUGGACUAAUGCCCCCCGAUGGCAGGGGAGUUUCAGUGGAGGGAAAGAAAACCAGUGGAAACAUGGCAGGACAGUCGGAUAAUGGGGACAGCAUGUCGACCAUUCACAGUCUACCUGAAGGAAGCUACCACACUCCGUAUGCUCAGAGUGAUAACUCGGUGACUCAGAGUUCACCAGUUGAUAUUCCUAUGAAAUGUCUGAGCCCAGAGGCCCAAGAAACAUCAAAAGCUGCGGGGAAAUUAAUUAAAACAGAAAACAUAGCAGCCCCUGGAUAUGGACAAAUGGACAAUGCUGUGGAUGGCAUGCUUAGCCCACACAGUGUCGCCCCGACCGUCUUUCACUUUGAAGGAGACUGUACUAAUGCAGAAAGUGAAGCUACUGAUGAAAAAGAUGACACUGACGGCCCAAAAGGAAAGCGUGGCAAGCUAAGCAAGCGAACCAAAUGGCCAGCCAUUAUUAAGGAUGGCAAGGUGAUUUGUCGGAGGUGCUUCAGAGAGUUCACAAGCACAAAGUCCCUCGGAGGUCAUCUGUCUAAACGCUCACAGUGCAGGCCGUUAGAUGAAAUUGACCUGACUGCUGAUCUGCCAACAUCCUUUCUUGAUUUUCUCAAUGACCCACACGUCCCGGAAACUAAUGGAGCCAUUUUUAACUUGUCAAAUGGUGAUUUCCCGCAGGAAUCAUGUAGCUUUACACCUCUGAACUCUUCCGCGGCGCUGAAACAAGAACCCCAAAAUACAAAUAUAACCGACUUUUCAAAUGUCUCUGCCGCCGCCCUCGAAAGUCAGCAAGAGAAGGCAGCAGGGCUAUCUUACACUGUCACCGCUCCACCUCAUCAAGAAGAUCACUUGAUGGAAAUCUCCAAUGCCUUUCAAAGGUUGGAUUUGAUUGAAGCUGCCCAAGAGAAGAUGCGGGGUAAUUUGUCCUUAGAGCAAAGUCUCACCCAUUGCGAUACGACCUCUGAACUUAAAAAAAGCAAACCCACACCAAGCAAGAAAGAUGACAAGGUUUUAGCAAAAUCAGCGAAACCUUUUAAAUGUGUCAGAGAAGAUUGCGAUUACUCAUUCAUGACAAAGGAGGCAUUAUUCAGACAUUUGAAUAAAAUGCACGAUUACUCUAAUGAGAUGAUUGAAGAACUGAAACGAUGUCCAUCCAAACUGUCUCCGUACACUUGCCAGAUUUGCGCCAAAACCUUUACAAGAACGACAGGCUUGAGAAUCCACUAUGAGAAGGUCCACCGAUUGUCAAAGGCAGAAGCACUGAAGUAUAAGAUAAGUGCUCGAAAUAGACAGCAAGUAGUCCGAUUGAACCUUUCGCACACGAGUGAGGCUGACCCCGACACAAGUGGCGUCGCAAAGUCCACAGUUGGAUUUCCCUAUAUCAAACAGGAGCCCCUUGAUAUUGAAAUUGUACCUCAACCUGACAGUGCAACCAAUUCAGAAGCCCCUCACCUUGCUUCACCAGGAAAUCUCAUCGACGACGGCUUCCCACAUGCAACAUCAACUGUCACCUGUUUGCCACCGGUGCAAACCUAUUUAGAUAACAGGCCAUUGGUUGAGGACAUGCAGGCUGAUCCUGAAAAGUCCCAAGAGCAGCUGACGCUGGCGGCUACAUGUCCAGAUGGCCAACACAAAUUUGGUUUAACAGAGAAAUGUGGUCUCACGAAAGCAAAAGAGCAUCACACAGUCAGCAAAAUAAGGGAACCGAAGUUCAGCCUUCCUCCUGGUUCUGCUUCAUCUUCCCCAGAAAAAGCAAGCAGCUCCAAAAACACUCCCAACCUCGAUGAAGUCCACAAAAAGCUUCAAAAAAGAAUGGGGCUUAAAAUGUGUGACGCCGACAACGCCUUCAGUCCGUACAGACCAUAUCGCUGUGUUCAUGAAGGUUGCACUGCUGCAUUUACCAUCCAGCACAAUUUGAUCCUCCAUUACCGGGCCAUGCAUCAGGCAUCCCUGCCUCCAAGCAAAGCAGAGAGCAGCCCCGAGAUGAUGAGCGUACCAAACGGUCAAGAGAGCUAUGAGAUUGUGGGCAAAGGACACGAAGUCAGGUGUCAAGUGAAAAACUGCUCUCGUGUGUUCAUGGGAGUCACAAGGCUAGUGCAACAUUACCUUUUGCUUCACAAAUUCACACGCGACAAAGCCACUUCAAUGAUGGCGAGCAUGGUCAUCGGGACUUUCACCUGCGAUCGGCCCGAGUGCGCCCUGCCCUUUAACUCGGUGGACAAGUACAUCGAGCACAUCAAGAAUUUCCACAAAGAAAUUGCCGUCUCGGAGAGCGGCUCAGUUGAUACCACUUUUAAGUGCGAGUAUGAGGGCUGCGAGCGCUUUUACUCCACCAAGUCGAAUCUUCUUCGCCACCUGAUAAAAAAGCACGACUAUGUUUAUGAGCCAAAAUCAACUGACGGAAGAAGGAAUAGAUCUAUAGGGCUGUUCACGGGGAUGAACAAUGGAAAGGAAAACGUGGAAAACAAAUUCAAAUUGAAGAAGAAAAAUGUCAAGAAAAAAGAAGGAAAGACCAUUGAACACUGGACCAAUUUUGGGAAGCCUACACUUAAAACCCACGAUGAAGCCACAGCCAUGUGCACGAAGAAGUGGCCAUUGCAGUACCCAUGCAUGCUAAUAGGCUGCGACACAAUUGAGGAAGCAGAAAGAAGUAUUUUUAAGCAUUACGUGACUCAUGGCCUCACAGAGAGAUACAUCGAAGACCAGAGGAGCCAGUUCAUUUUCUGCAAAAAGUACAGAUUCAAAGACGCCGACAAAUCAGACGGCGCAUCGUGCGCAUCCUCUGAGGAGUCCGAGCCAGAGGAGGGCGACAAAUCCACUGAACAAAACGCAGAGGAGUUGGUGGAAAGAAUAAGCCAAGAGGACAGCAAGCUUUCUAACGACGAAAGCCUCGAGUCACAAGCCUCAACUGGGACGGAAGGCGGCGUUAAAAGAGGGCGUCCCCGAAAACCUGUCAAUCCAACACCAGCUUGUCCCGAGAGGAUACAAACCCUUCGCACUCGUAUGACUGUUAGCGGCUCAAGAGAGAACUCAAAUCCUGGUACCCCCGUAGCCCAAGAGCAGCAAGAGGACGUUAACGCCAUGGCAGGGUCUUUCAAACCUUUGGGGCUGGAGGACUCUUUCCUUAAGUUCUUGGAAACCGCCGAGUCGACCCACCCCACCAAACGCAAACUGAGCGAUAAGCCUACUGCAGAGCUGCCAUCCAAAAGACGACAAACCCAUAAACAAAGGACUGCUUUGAGAACUAAAACCAGUGAUCACUUUGGAGGUUGUGAGAAACUUGUAGACUUUAGAAAUCCACAUAAUCUCAAAUCGGUGAGCAAUGUGAAGAUAGUCAUGGAUAAAACGUUUUCAAACGGUGCUGAUCUUUUGCUGAAGCAGCUGCAAGACAUGAAGCCCUUGGUCAUGAUAAAAAAGUGGCUUUACAGCGGAUCAUAGCCCCCCAUGUUUUAUUUCCAACUCCGUCUCACUCAGGAUUUGAGAAGUAUGCUGCAGAAUGGUUUGACAAUGCAUCAAAUUUCCAACUGUUAACAGUAAUGGUCACGGUUAAUGAGAAAAUGGCCUAUUUUAUACACCAUGAAAUUAAAUGUCUUGGAUGAUUUUAAUUAUGUAUGUUAGUCCUAAUAACCAGGUAAUCCCUAGGGCAUAGAUUUUAGAUUCAUGUUUGUAUUUAUGCUUAGUACUGAAGAUGUUUUUUUGCUAAAUGGAUACUUUUAAAGAAAAAAAUGUUUUUAUAUAUCCCUAUGGGAUUUAAUGUUUCGUUUGUAUUUAUUUCAUCCUUUUUCAACACUAGUAGACCUAUCUGUAAUAUUUACAUGUCUUCCACAAAGUGUUCAAUAAAAUGUUACUGUUCUUUUUGUAAAA